UCUUUGUUUACCAUGAACAUUUAUAGAAAGUUGGCUAGCUACGUUGUCUGGAAUCAGACACUGUUUUUUUUUUGCGUAACAAAUGACUAGUUCGUUUGCUAUCCAUUAUAUAUUGUGUCAUGUUAGCUAUAAUUUGCAUGACUUUGUUAGCCAGGACGUUAUCUUGUAGAAAUACUUUCACUUAGAUAUAUAACGUUAUCUAACGCGAAAAGGGCUAUCGUUCAAAUAAGCUAAAUGUUAGCUUGCUAUACAGUCCGAUUUACUACUUUGUUAGCUAACGUUAACUAACUAAUGUUUUUUUUUCGGCAUCUUAGCAACUGAAAUGACUAGUUAGCUAGCUAGCUCCAUGGCUAGUCGUAAUUGUAUCGUUAACUAAAGCCAGCGGUGAAACUAUCAAGGAUGUCGCUCCUAACUACUGAACCGCGAGAUAUGUUGUUCUCGCUUGUCAUCUAAUCAGGGACUGUUUUCUGGACUGGAUACUUUAGUCGUCUCUUCUUCUAAUCUAUAAAUGAACGAAGAAAGAAAGAAAGGCCGAAAAGACAGAUUCCCAGCACCAUGCCUGGUAAGUGAAUCCGUGGCAAUGGAAGGAAAAGGGCCCUAUCAUAUCUACGACCCAGGCGGGGGCGAGGCUAAGGCCAGAGAGGCCAGGGAGGAGGGCAGCAGCGUUGGAGCGAGCAGCUAUAGACUACUACUGGAAGAGAACAGCGUGCUCCGAGAGAGGAUGAAGGGACUCAAGAGCUUAGGAGACCUGUUGGAGGAGUCUCAGUGGGAGGCUUCUAAGUUGCGUCAGCGUGUAGAGGAGCUGGUCAGAGACAACGAGGCCCUGAAGUCUUCUACCUCCAGCUUCGCUACCAGUCUGUGUAUGGGAGGACCUGUUCAGACUGAGAUACAGGGUCAGGGGAAGCUUCACCGCCAGCCCAGUAACGACCAGAGACCGAGUCAGUCGUGUCUCUCAACGGACAAGGCCCUACAUCAUGAUCAGCCCAGCGAAGGUCUGUCCGAGUUUGAGGUGGUGAAUAUGGAGCAGAAGACCUCCGAUACCCUGCCGGCUGGUGCAGGAACAGGACAGCUUCCUCAGGAGAACCAGGAGUUAACCAGUCAGCUACAGCGUCUAGAAAGCUCCUUCGGUAUCUUUGCUGAGGCGUCCAACCCCAACCAGCUCCUAGCCCACCUGGGACGCAUGGCUGUCGAGUUCCACCACCUCUCCUCCAAGGUCCAGAAGAACGAGCAGAGGACCUCCCUCCUACAGACUCUUUGUGAGCAGCUCAGACACGAGAACAGCGAGCUGAGAAAGAAGAUGGAGGAAGACCUUCAGUACAGAAAUGGAGAUGUGGAACUGUUGAGACCAGAGAACCUGAAGCUGAAAGAGCAGGUAACGGGAGCAGGAGAGACCGUGGCAGAGAGCGAGGGGCAGCCAGAAGCCAAAGAAGACGUGGUGAAAGAGGAAACUGCCAGCGUUAGAUCCAAGAUGGAGGUCAGCACACCACAGAAGCGGAGGGGGAAUGCCACAGAGAUGGAGAAAGCCCUGGCCAAGCCCUGUGACCCAGAGGCCUACGAGAAGAAGAUCAAGCUUCUAGAGAAGCAGAGGAAAGAUGUACUGGAUGUUAACAAGCAAUGGGAUGCCCAGUGGAACUCGAUGAAGUCACAGUUUGAACAGAAGAUCACAGACCUGCGUCAGCGGCUAGCGGACUCCCAGAAGGCCGUGCAGGAGUUAGAGGCGGAGCGAGAACAGAGGCAGCGGGACUACGAUAAGAAGCUGCUGCUCGCCAAGUCCAAGAUUGAGAAUGUACAGGGGGAGAAGGAGUGUCUGAACUCUGAGACCACAGAGUUGAAGCAGAAGAUUCGUUACCUGCAGGAUCAGCUGCUGCCCCUCAGUAAACAGAGAGAGUACCAGGAGAAGGAGAUACAACGCCUCAACAGGGCUUUAGAAAAGGCCCUGAACCUGCAUCCUCCCCCGUCCUCCCAGCAGCCACCGUGCCAGGGCACCAGUGGUAACCAUGACGACAUGCCUAGUAACUUGAGGCAGGAGCUUCUCACUCAGAUAACGGUGUUAAAGGAACAGGUGAAGAUCUUUGAGGAGGACUUUAGGAAAGAGCGGAGCGACAGGGAACGAAUGAACGAGGAAAAGGAGGACUUGAGGAGACAGGUGGAGAGGCUGCAGGGUCAGGUGACCAACCUCACCAAUCAGGCCCAGAGGGAGAGAUGCAAGCUGGAGAGACUACAGAUGCAGCAUCAUAAACAGGGCCAGCAGCAGCAGCAGAGGCGUACCUCAGACCCCUCCUCAGGCACUAUGAACGGCCCUCUGAGCCCUCCCUACUGUGGUCCCUUUAUGCAGGUGGCUCCAGGAGGAGGCCCGGGACAGGACGUCCGGACAAUACAACCCAGGAUCCUCAACAUCGCCGCGGCCGCCGACAGUGUAGCUCAAACGGAACGUAGCGACUUCACACCGGUAAGGCCCAGAGGACCCAGGUGGGCCGGCGCCGGGGAUGGUUCCAGACCACCACCAGAGAACAUGGAUCAGUCCACCGCAACUGGGUUUGGAAGAAGAGAGCGAUAGAAUAUUGACCCUGGAAAGCACUAAGGUCCUCUCUACCAUUUGUUCUCUGACCGUGGAGCCAGCUGGGUGGUAGCAGCAUGAAUCAGUUAGUUUUCUGUUGACCAGGUGUGAUCUGAACUAUAAUUUUCCUACUGAACUGUAGAUAUCCUGUUGUAAUGUUGUUUAUACUUGCCUUUUUAUAAGCCUACUUGUGAAACACUGUUUUCGCUAUUCAGAAAUAUAUUAUAAUUUAGAUGCGUUUCUUUUUUAACCUCUUCAUUUUUUGGGGGGAGAUUCAACAUCUGCUUCAUAUGAUUCUAUGCAGGAACUGAAGUCAUUUGUGUGUAAUAGGUAGAAAUGAUCCAAAUGUAAUAUUUAAGACAAUAUACCCAUGAGAUUAACGGCUAUUGACGAUCGUCCCACUUGCAAAAUAUGUAAAGUUUCUACAAAGCUGUUUUGUUUCUCGUAAGGUCAAAAGGUCUAUUAUCCCAUGUCAAUAACAACAAGUACUACUUGUAUUCAUUCCAACGAUUUAUAUAAUGAAAAAAAGGUCAAUUGCCUUGGAAUUGGAAUCCAUAGAAAUCGUAACCGUGGGAUGUGUUCAUUACUGUUGGUGUUCUAGAACUCUACCACAAGUAUAACUGUUCAUACAGUGAUUGUUAUAACACAUUAAACUUGGGAAGUGAAUUUAGCUGGUAUAUCAUGCCCUUCCCCCCCAAAAAAAAA
Messenger RNA from Oncorhynchus mykiss (rainbow trout), 3262 nucleotides. Lineage: Eukaryota; Metazoa; Chordata; Actinopteri; Salmoniformes; Salmonidae. The record is from RefSeq and is a predicted model, not a curated record.